AUGCGUUUCUUUAGCCUUCCAGCUGAGCUUCAUUUAGAGAUACUUGCACUCGCAAUACCCGCGAAUACAACCCUCAAUGUGGUGCAUGAGCUGACGACGGAAGCACAAGAGGGUCUAGCUAACACCCAGCAACGUCCAGUAUACCGAAACGACGUCGUUACGAAGAUUGGAUGCUACAGUGGUACUGGACACGUACGUGAGCUAUACACGGCCGCCUAUCGACUUUCCUGGGAACCUAGCUGGGUUCCUGAGCUCACGUUUGUGAGCAAAACAUUCACGCCUCUUGUUCGGUCGCUACUCAGCAAGACUGUGCAGAUUCGUGUCUCGGAACAGUCAGUUCGAGAGCCUGCCACCAGCGGUGUUGGUAUGCUCUCCAUUUUCGACCGUCGUAUUGAAAAUAAGGUUCCCUGGGCUGGGCAGCUGCCGAAUAUCAGACUUGGAGGCCUUCCCACCUGGAUCACGUUGCGCGCAAGAACAUUGGUGAUCGAGGCCCUGGAGCCAGAGCGAGCAGCCCGCAGCUUGAGCUUCCUCGAGCUCGACCGCUUCGCAAGUCUCCGAGAGGUCACUGUGGGACUGGGAAACGUGGUCUCGGUGUCGGACACUUCAUCAUACACGAGCGAUUUCGACAUGCUCGUGAAGCUGGAGAAUGUUUGCAGUAAGGAUGGUAUCGACAUCCCGGUAUAUCAUUGGAAGGCUCGGUCCGACAUGUCGUUGAACAGGUCACUGCAGCAGGUGCUCCUGGGGGCUGAUCGACAGGAUAAGGAGCCUUCGACGCGAUAUACUCAGACAAUACUGGGGAAGUGA
Cyphellophora attinorum is the source of this 804-nucleotide messenger RNA. RefSeq lists its product as uncharacterized. The coding region runs from base 1 to 804 and encodes 267 amino acids. The record is from RefSeq and is a predicted model, not a curated record. The transcript has a single exon. Lineage: Eukaryota; Fungi; Ascomycota; Eurotiomycetes; Chaetothyriales; Cyphellophoraceae.